AUGACAGGGGAAGCAGGGGAAUACUCAGUUUCAUCGCUUGUUAUCGUAGCUUGUGCUCUUCUUCUUGGAGGUAUCAUUCUGUCAUCAUUCCUCUUCUAUUGGUUCAAAAAGAAGAGAAAACAUCAAAUUUCUUCUGCUACUUCAUUGAAAGAACCAUUUGCCCAAAUACCAUACGAAAAACUCCUUCAGGCAACCGGUGGCUUCUCUUCUUCUAAUUUGAUUGGUGUAGGUAGUUUUGGAUUUGUGUAUAGAGGAAGCAUUGAUGAUGAAGAUGUUGCAAUCAAAGUGCUUAACCUUCAGCGCCGAGGUGCUUCAAGAAGUUUCAUAGCUGAGAGUAAAGCUUCAAGAGAAAUUCGCCAUAGAAAUCUUGUAAAGAUCAUAACUUGUUGCUCGAGCAUUGAUUUUCAAGGUAAUGAUUUUAAGGCCUUAGUGUAUGAAUACAUGCCUAACGGGAGUUUAGACAAAUGGCUGCAUCCGGAUCAAGAAACAUACAAUGGUCAAAAUAAUCUAAGCCUAGUUUGUAGAGUGAAUAUUGCCAUUGAUGUGGCCCGUGCACUUGAUUAUCUCCAUCAUGAUUGCCAUCAGCCAAUUGUUCACUGUGAUCUAAAACCGAGCAAUGUUCUUCUUGAUAGCAACAUGACUGCCCAUGUUGGAGAUUUUGGGCUAGCAAGAAUUCUUCCACAACUUACAAAGCCAAACCAAAGCAGCUCGUCAGUUGGAAUUAAAGGAACUAUUGGAUAUGCUGCACCAGAAUACGGUCUAGGAGGAGAAGUUUCAAUACAGGGAGAUAUCUACAGUUAUGGGAUUUUAUUAUUGGAAAUGAUAGGAAAGAGACCGACAGAUAACUUGUUUGAGACAAGUCUUAACCUUCACAAGUAUGCUCGAACUUCUCUUCCUGACCAUGUUAUGGAGAUUGUUGAUCCAAUGCUUCUUAGAAAUGACAAUGUCAUAACCAUGAGACAAUUAGUAAAUGCUACCAGAUUAAAGGAGUGUCUGAUUUCCAUGGUUAAAAUUGGAGUUGAAUGCUCCAUCGAGUCAUCAAGAGAUAGAAUGGACAUGACUAAGGUUGUUCGUGAGCUAUUCAAGAUUAGGGAUGUUCUUGAAAGAAACCACAACUAAGUCCCAUAACAACAGGCAUAAAGAUAAUGCUAUUGAAUAAUGAUCUCACUUUUUUUAUCCUUGAGGACAAAGAGAAUAAACAAGAACAGGUUUGUAUGUUGAUUUUUAGCUACCAGGGAAUAAGAUCCUGGUGUGUUGUUGUUAGAAUGCGUGAAAAUUUUCUAGACAGAUCUUAAUUUGUGGUUUAAUUCCAUAAUUUAAGGAAAUGAAACGGUGUUACUUGUGCAUGUGAGUAGUAUGUGCUUAAUCUUAGUAAUGUUGUCUCAAUGAAGAAAUGUUUUAGUUAUUGUAUUAGAUAAUAAUAAUGUUUAUUCCUUCUAAACAAAUUCGAGAAACAUUGCACUGGUUCAAUAUUCAUUGACAUUUACACUGUUUUUCACUGUUUAUCACAGAAGUAUUUAACUUUAAUUUUUGACAGUUACAGCUAAAAGGAUUAAAAACAUCAGCUUUCUG
Messenger RNA from Jatropha curcas, 1572 nucleotides. The record is from RefSeq and is a predicted model, not a curated record. Lineage: Eukaryota; Viridiplantae; Streptophyta; Magnoliopsida; Malpighiales; Euphorbiaceae.